AUGGUAAAGGUGAUAUUUCCAGAUGACGCUUCAACCAAGUUUGAAAUCCAAAAGUGGAUGAAGCAGUACAAGUUGGCAUACACACCUUUCCAAUCAAAGGAUGAGUUACUAUACAUCAUCAGCGAGAAUAAGAAGAUCAUCUUUGAUCUAGAGAAGGAUAAGAAGAAGGCUGAGAAGUUGGCAAAGCAACAACAAGCUACAGUACAUCAACAACAUCAAUCAGAUAACACUACUACAUCAACGUCAUAUCAAUCAUCAUCAUCAUCGUCAUCAUCAUCAUCGUCACAAUCAUCAACAACAACAAGAUUAUAUACAUCACCAUUCAAGAAGAUCAUUAUAAAGGAUGGAAAGGUAUUCCAUCCAAAUGAUUUAAACACAACAUCAACAUCAGCCAACAUAAAGCCACUGGAUGCCACUGUUUUGAGACAUGUCAAGCCAAGACAAAAGUUGAACUUGGCUACAAAGGUCGACAAUAACAUCGUCCAUGUAUUCGUCUCAUCAACAUUCAAGGAUAUGAUUGGUGAGAGAGACCAUUUGAUCAAGGUCGUCUUUCCUGCACUCAACAUGAAGGCCAAGGCCAAGAACUUGACCAUCGUGCCCGUUGAUCUCCGUUGGGGUCUCACCAAGGAGGACACCACUGUCAAGGGCCAGAUUGAGUUGUGUCUCAAGCAAAUUGAGAAGUGCCACAUCACCCUGGGUAUGGUUGGCUCACGUGCUGGCUGGGUGCCUUCAGAGUACAAGCUGGUCAACUCAGGUGUGUCUGAUGGUGCCGACACUGAUCAGACUGCAAGAUGGCUGUCGGAGCUUCCACUUGGUCACAGCAUCACUGCCAUUGAGAUGCUCUACGCACUCCAUGGUGCCAGUCAGGGCAACAAGCAUUGUGUGGCACUGGUUCGAGACAAUGAAUCACUCAAGUCAGUGCCACCAGUUGUGGCCGAGUCCUUCACCGUUGAGAGUGAGGAGGCCAAGCAGCGACUAGAUAAGUUCAAGCAAACACUGGUGGACCAUCCAAACUGCACUGUGCUCGAGGGCUACCCUGCAACAUAUGGUGGCGUUGACCGAUCUGGCAAUCCAUUCGUUAGAGACCUUCAUCACUUUGGCGAGUUUGUCAUUGAGCAACUGUGGGAUAUCAUCGAGCUUGAGUUCCCAACGCCAGUGGGUGCACCAGACUCUAUCGAGAGAGAGUUCACCGCACACAAGUCAGUGUUGGACAACAAGUCUGCUCAUUACUAUGGCAGAGAGGCAUUCCAGCAGAAGCUAAUGAAGCACGUCAGCGAGAAGACUUCAAUCGACUCGAUUGGUGUGGUCUAUGGUGAGACUGGUGCUGGAAAGACCUCAUCACUUGCCUACUUCACCAAGACCAUGGAGAGUGAUCCAUCAUGGGUAGUACUCUAUCACUUUGUUGGUUGUUCAGGUAACUCCACAGAGGUUGCCAACAUCCUUGCAAGGUUCUCUUCAAAGUUGAUCAAGACAUUCAAGUUGAAGAUAGAAGUUUCUGAGAGCUUUGAGAAACUUAGAAUUGACUUCCCUGUUAUUCUUUCACAAUGCAAGAACAAGAAGAUAUUGAUUGUGAUUGAGGACUUGGACUUGUUGAACCCAUCCAAUCAAGCACAUCAAUUGGAGUGGUUGCCAGAGUCAUCGGAUCUGCCAUCGAACGUUGUGGUGUUGCUCAGUUGUGAUCAGGGCAAGACAUGUUGGGACUAUCUCCACCUCAGACCACAGAUUCCUCAGACAUUCUAUUUGACACCUCUAGAGAUGAAUGAGAGACAGCUUAUCUUUACCAAGACUCUGGAGAGAUUUGGCAAGAGAUUGGACUCAAAGCAACUCGAUCGUCUCAUCUCAAAGACACACUCCAAGCUUCCACUGUUCAUCACGUUGGUCUGUGAGGAGCUUCGUGUGUUUGGUAGCUUUGAUAAGUUGUCAUCGUUCAUCAACAAGAUGCCAGAGACCAUUGGACAGGUGAUCAAUCAGAUGGUGUCACGUCUUGAGGAGGACUUUGGUAAGGACUUGAUCAAGAGGACACUCUGCUUCAUUGCAUUGUCUCGUUUUGGUCUAACAGAGACUGAGUUGUUGGACCUUUUGGCAAGAUCCUCAUCAUCGUCAACACUGUCAAGAUAUGCAUCAGCCGCCAACAAGCAGGAGCAGCACCAGCAACUACCAUUUGUCGUGUGGGCCCCACUUCUCAUCAACUUGGCACCUCUGCUCCGAGAGGCCAACAGACAUGUGCUCACAUUCUUCCACGGUGAGAUUGCCAAUGUCAUUGUACAUCGUUAUCUCUCCAAUGAGAAGACAGAGAUUGCCGUGCACCAAUUGAUGUCUGACUACUACCUCACUGUGGCCGACCCAGAGUCUGAUCGUUUCUGGAGUGGUGUCAUCUCCAAGCCAUUCCUCGAGUUGCCCUACCAUUUGUCCAAGGCCAAGAGGUGGGACCUUCUCGCAGCACUCUACCAGGAUCUCAAGUUCAUCGAGUCCAACUUCCGUAUCUCACUGGGUCGCGAGAUGAUCGAACGUCUACUCUGCUUGAUCAAUGAAGUGCGUGGACCAGCUCUCUCUGGUGAGCGUUGGACUGGCUACAACUUCUCCAGUGCCAACAUUGUCGAGGAGUUCUUUGCAUUCAUCCAGUACCAGGCACAUCAUCUCAUGCGAUUCCCAUUCGCCUCGGCACAACUGGCAUUGAACCUUCCCGAUGACUCGACCUGUCACGCUGCCGCCACCAAGAUGCUCAUCAACAAGGCACUCCACUUCCGUUGGGUGAACAAGUCUCAGAUCUCUGACUUUGUCAUCUCAACCCUGGCUGGUCACGAAGACUUUGUCAGAGCUGCACUCUACAAGCAUGAUGGUUCUCUACUUGCCUCUUGCUCUGACGACAAGACCAUCCGUAUCUGGAGUGGUGAGACUGGUGCAAUGGUGCGAGUGUUCCCCAAGUUGCACACGGACAAGAUCACAUCACUCUCUUGGAGGAGCAACACAUUGGUCACCGUAUCAAGAGACAAGAGGAUCAUACUCUGGGAUGAGUAUGGCCGUGUGAUCUCUGAGUUCAAGGAUGGACACACCAAUGCUGUGUGGGGUGUGAGUGUCAGUGGUGAUGGCAACCGUCUGGUCACAGCAUCAUGGGAUGGCACUGCAAUUGUCUGGGACGUUGCCACAAAGAAGCCAGUCCACAAGCUCACAGCACACUCUCCACAGAAGCUCUCUGCUUGUGCCUACUCACACAACAACAAGUGGGUGGCCACAGGUUGUUGGGGCGGUAUACUCAUCAUUUGGGACGCAGCAACUGGUAAUGAGCUGCAGCGAUUCAAGAUCUCAGACUUUAGUGUUCUCUGCCUGCAGUUCUCAAAGGAUGACUCUAUGUUGGCCCUAUCAUCUGUGGACUCUAGCACAUAUGUGUUCAACACUCGCUCAUGGCAAAAGGUCAAGCUUGAUGGACACACAGAGGCAGUCAUCUCAUCACGAUUCUCCUCUGAUGGAAAGUACCUCGUAUCUUGUUCCGAUGAUAAGACCGUGCGACUCUUUGAGACCAAUGAAUGGACCCAGGUGUCUGUAAUGACUGGUCACUCUGGUCGUAUCAUUUCUUGUGCCUUCCAUCCAACCAGUGCACGUAUCCAGGUAGUCACUGGUGCCACAGACAAGUUCAUCAAGAUAUGGGAUCCAAAGCUUGGCUAUGCCACAACACAAAUGCACCAAGGUCACAAGAAGUCUGUUACAGCGCUGCAAUACGAUCAUAACACCGACUGUCUGUACUCAUGCUCCGACGACAAGACGAUCAAGGUGUGGGAUCAGUUCACCAGAAAGGAUUUACUCUCCUACAAGGAGUCAAUCAAUGCUCUCUCGCUCAAGACGUUCAGAUUGGACAGGAACACAUCACGUAUCGUUGGCCUCACUGCAGGCGAGGGUACAGGAUCAAUAUUGGUAGCGGACCUGAAUGGCAAGAUCAUCUCCAAGGUAGACAAGGGUGCACAUGCCUUUGCUCUCAGUGAUGAUGGCAAACAUGUUGCAAUGGCCCUGAAGGAGGGUGUGGUCGUUGUGUACGACCUCGAGUCAAAGACCGACAUCUACUCAGCACGUCAUGGAUUCGUUGUGAACGAAGUGUCAUUCAGCCCAAACAAUGAGUUCUUGGCUGCAUCCGAUGGCAAGGGAACGUUCACUGUACUCAAGCGUAAUGGCAACCAGUACAGCUUUGUCAUACACCAGGAGUUGAAUCCAAUGUCAGCUAUCACCUCGAUGGCGUGGUCAUCGACUGUACUUGCACUUGGCACCCAGGAUGGACCCAUUCAUCUGUUUGAUAUCAAGCGUACCUUCUACCCACUGCGCAUACUAAAGAAUCAUCUGUUUGCAGUGAGAACAAUGUCAUUCACUCCCAAUGGCAAAUACCUUAUGUCUGCAUCAUUUGACAAGCAGGCCAUCCUUUGGGACGUACAACAAGGCACCAUCGCAACCAUAUUCCCAUUGGCCUCUAUCUCCACAUCCAACAUUCUAAUCUUCCGUGAUGAGACUCAAGGUGUUCUCACUGCCGUUACAUCUGACUACACAGGCAAGAUUCAUCAUCUAAAGAUUGUGAACUGUGACCAAGAUGCAUAG
Molecule: messenger RNA, 4578 nt
Organism: Acytostelium subglobosum LB1
Lineage: Eukaryota; Evosea; Eumycetozoa; Acytosteliales; Acytosteliaceae
Exons: 2
Coding region: 1-4578 (1525 amino acids)
Biological process (GO): telomere maintenance via recombination
Cellular component (GO): telomerase holoenzyme complex
Molecular function (GO): protein binding; telomerase RNA binding; telomerase activity
Source: RefSeq, a predicted model, not a curated record